Tachysurus vachellii is the source of this 1792-nucleotide messenger RNA. Its product is annotated as protein rapunzel-like. The record is from RefSeq and is a predicted model, not a curated record. The transcript has 2 exons. Bases 542 to 1216 code for a protein of 224 amino acids. NCBI's taxonomy places the organism in Eukaryota, Metazoa, Chordata, Actinopteri, Siluriformes, Bagridae.
CAAAACCUUUGCAUUAUCAGUAAUUGCUGUGCUAUUCACUGCAUUUGUGGGAUUUGCUAUUAAUAUAUUAGUUUUAAAUAUCAGAAAUUACAGGUCAUGCAAAAGCACAGAUAUUCCCUUAGUGAAUGAUGAUGUUGAGCCUUAACAUUGACCAUAAGCACACACUGUAAUAAACACUUAUCUGUUAACAGCUAUACUACUUUCACUAUGUCUAUUGUAGCCUGGUGGGCUGAUAAACCUGCUGAGAAGAAUUCAUUAUUGUAUUUAAGACAAACUGCUUUAAGGCAUUAUUUUCAGAAGCCGGGACGGAAGCCACCAGAGCACCCCCCUUUAAAAAAAACCAGUGAGCAUUUCUCAAACACGAGUCACUCCCUUAGCCUGCCCAUAUAGCACAGUGGUAAGGACGCUCUCCAGGCUGCGGUUGAUAUAAUAGCUUCACAAAACACACAGCAAUACUAUUAAAGGAAACAGGUACAAAAAAUAGCAGAACCCCACAUGACCAAAGGCUAGCUAAACUAAAACUAGUGACCACUUUGCAUCAAUGGCAGACAAGGGGCAAAUCAAACAGACUGCAGCCGUAGUGCUGGGUUGCUUGGAGAGUGUGUCUUCAUUCGCCUCCACCUUCAACCCUCUGUUUGGCAUCGUCACCACACUGGUUGGUGCAGCGAGGAAAGGCCUGGUGGAUGAUGACACAAGCAAGCUGGACAAGGACUUCCAGCAAAUUCAUGAGAAGUUGGAGAGCAUCUCUGAGCAGAACAAGCAGCUGCUGGACCAGAUCCACACUGCUGAGAUUACCAUAAACUAUGGUAAUUUGGAAAAGAACAUCGAGCACCAGUAUCGAGGCUUCAAGAAAAUGGUGGAUCGCAUCAGGGAAGACCCCGAAAAAAGUGAGCGUUAUAGAGAGGAUUUCAAGAAAAUCUAUAGAAAACAAAAAGGCCGUCUGAAUUUGAACGUGUACUAUGACUCCAUCAUGGAAGACCAGGGUCCUUUUGGGAGGCCGCUACUGAUAUUUUAUCUAGAGAAAUGCAAUAAAAACAAGGAGGUUAUGGAGGCAAAAUGCUCUCAUCUGGCCUACCUCUUCCACAUCGGCCUCAUAGCACUGAUGGCCUACUAUGUGGUCACUGAGGAUGAUGAGGAUGAGUUCAGGGAAGAAUGGGGCCAAAAGGUCUUGAAUAUUCAGACCAAGAUGCAAGAAGUCCUGGAAGAGUGUAACUAGAAGAAGUGAUUCCAGAUUCAUGGAAAUUUUGUUAACCCACAGCUGUCUUAGUUUCUUCUGCAUGUGAGAACACAAUUAUUUUUCUUCCUGAAUUGCUUUUGUAUGUUUAUUAGAUUAGCACUUAAAGAUUUCAAUCUUUUUUCAUAUCCUUAUAUGGCUGUAUAUAUAUCAAAAACUAUUGCUGGAUAUACAGUAAAGCUGUAGACAAUAUUUGUGUAUUUUGAUCAGUGUUAUUCAUUUUGGCAGUUUGUUGAAUCAUGGGCUAUAAUGAGAGCUUAAAUUUACUAUUAGCUUGGAAAAAGGAGCAUUGUAAAAUCACAAUUUUUAUCAGACAUUGAAAUAUAAAAAAAAAUUAAAUCAUAUUAUUAGUAUGGUCAUUGUAAAAGUCCCAGGAUAUCUUUUAAAGGACUUAAAAUCUUUUCAUGUAUAACCACCACCACAGCACAAUAUGCAAAUUAGCAUGAUUUGCAGCAGUCGACUAGUGACAUCUGCAGGCUAUACAAAGAAUUACAUGGAUACGCUUGCACAGAUUUCUAUCUAAUCUUCCCACAUAAAAGACCCAAAAAUUGUCUUGCA